CAAACCUGGAGAAGCCCAAUCAGCUGAGGGAAGGACCCAAAGAAGUUAGAAGCUUCGGAUCUUAGAAAGGUUCCAGCCUUGUCAUCCUAACCCUUGGGAGACUGAAACAAGGGGAUCACCGCGAGUUGAAGGCCAGUCUGGGGUAAAGCACAGAAAGACAACCCUGGACAGACCGCGGGGACCAGGAUGGGCAGCCGAAUGGGGAAACUUUUGGGUUUCGAAUGGACAGAUGUAUCCAGCUGGCAGAGGCUGGUGACCCUCCUUAAUCGACCGACCGAUCCUUCAAACCUGGCUGUCUUCCGUUUUCUCUUUGCAUUCUUGAUGGUGUUGGACAUCCCCCAAGAACGGGGCCUCAGCUCCCUGGACCGAAAAUACCUGGAUGGGCUGGAUGUGUGCCGCUUCCCCUUGCUGGAUGCCCUGCGCCCACUGCCGCUAGACUGGAUGUAUCUUGUUUACACCAUCAUGUUCCUGGGGGCACUCGGCAUGAUGCUGGGCCUGUGCUACCGGAUAAGCUGUGUGCUCUUCCUGCUGCCCUACUGGUAUGUGUUUCUCCUGGACAAGACAGCGUGGAACAACCAUUCCUAUCUGUAUGGUUUGCUGGCCUUUCAGCUGACGUUCAUGGAUGCAAACCACUACUGGUCUGUGGACGGUCUUCUGAAUACCCGAAAGAGGAAUGCCCAUGUGCCUCUUUGGAACUAUACAGUGCUGCGUGGCCAGAUCUUCAUUGUGUAUUUCAUUGCUGGGGUGAAAAAGCUGGAUGCAGACUGGGUUGAAGGUUACUCCAUGGAGCACUUGUCCCGACACUGGCUCUUCAGUCCCUUCAAAUUGGUGCUGUCCGAGGAACUGACUAGCCUGCUUGUGGUCCAUUGGUGUGGGCUGCUGCUUGACCUCUCAGCUGGUUUCCUGCUCUUCUUCGAUGCCUCAAGAACUGCUGGCCUCAUCUUUGUGUCCUACUUCCACUGCAUGAAUUCCCAGCUCUUCAGCAUUGGUAUGUUUCCCUACGUCAUGCUUGCCAGCAGUCCUCUCUUCUGCUCUCCUGAAUGGCCUCGUAAGCUGGUAUCCCACUGCCCUCAAAAAUUACAAGAGUUGCUGCCCCUCCAGACUGCACCUCAACCCAGUGAUUCUUGUGUGUAUAAGAGGAACCGGGCCAAAGGUGGCCAGAAGCCAGGGCUACGUCACCAGCUUGGAACUGCUUUCACCCUGUUCUACCUCCUUGAGCAGCUCUUCCUGCCCUAUUCCCAUUUCCUCACCCAGGGCUAUAACAACUGGACAAAUGGGCUGUAUGGCUAUUCCUGGGACAUGAUGGUGCACUCUCGCUCCCACCAACAUGUGAAGAUCACCUACCGGGACGGCCUUACUGGAGAGCUGGGCUACCUGAACCCUGGGGUAUUCACACAGAGCCGUCGAUGGAAGGAUCAUGCAGACAUGCUGAAGCAAUAUGCCACUUGCCUGAGCCUCCUGCUUCCCAAGUACAAUGUCACUGAGCCCCAGAUCUACUUUGAUAUUUGGGUCUCCAUCAAUGACCGCUUCCAGCAGAGGCUUUUUGACCCUCGUGUGGACAUCGUACAGGCUGUCUGGUCUCCUUUCCAGCGCACACCUUGGGUACAGCCACUCUUGAUGGACCUAUCUCCCUGGAGGACCAAGUUACAGGAAAUUAAGAGCAGUCUGGACAACCACACCGAGGUUGUCUUCAUUGCAGAUUUUCCUGGGCUGCACCUGGAGAACUUUGUGAGUGAAGACCUGGGCAACACUAGCAUCCACGUGCUGCAGGGAGAGGUGGCUGUGGAGUUGGUGGCAGUGCAGAAGAACCAGACUCUGCAGGAGGGAGAAAAAAUGCAGUUGCCUGCUGGUGAGUACCAUAAGGUAUAUACAGUAUCACCCCAUCCUUCCUGCUACAUGUACAUCUAUGUCAACACUACAGAGCUUGCACUGGAGCAAGACCUGGCAUAUCUACAAGAGUUAAAGGAGAAGGUGGAGAAUGGAAGUGAAACAGGACCUCUGCCUCCAGAGCUGCAACCUCUUUUGGAAGGGCCAAUAAAAGGGGGCCCUGAACCAACACCUCUGGUCCAGACCUUUCUAAGACGGCAGCAAAAGCUCCAGGAGAUUGAACGGCGGCGAAAUACCCCCUUCCAUGAGCGACUCUUACGUUUCUUGCUGCGAAAGCUGUAUGUCUUCCGCCGCAGCUUCCUGAUGACUCGUAUUUCACUUCGAAAUCUGCUCUUAGGUCGCCCUUCCUUAGAGCAGCUAGCCCAAGAGGUGACUUAUGCAAACUUGCGGCCAUUUGAACCACUUGGCGAGUCAAGCACUUCAAACAUGGAUCCUUCAAAUCCUAAUUCUCCUGAGCCAAGUUCUGAACAUAUCCAUUCAGAGUUCUGAGGGUCUCGAUGCUCCAUGCAAAUACCAGCUAUAAGCUUACUAUCUAUAAAGUGGACAUUUUUUUUUUUUUGAGAGAUUAGCUGAUUUGUUUUGAGACAGAUUCUUACUGUAGUCCAGGCUAGUCUCAAAUUCAUAGCAGCCCCCUACAGUGAUUAUGAUUAUGUGUGUACCACUACAUCCUACCCCGUUUUACAUUUUUCCCCUUAAAGUUUUUUUUAAAACAGAUAAGAUUUCAACCCCAAGAUUGAAGGGCCUUAGAUUAGAAACAGUGGGAAAUACCCUCUAGAAUAAAGGAGUAAAUCAUAUUUUAGCCAGGCAUGGUGACAUAUGCCUUUAAUUCCAGCACUGAGUAGGCAGAGGUAGGAGGAUUGCUGAGAGUUUAGGAGGCCAGCCUGGGACUACAUAGUGAAUUCCAGGUCAGCCUCUGAGCAAGAGUGAAACCCUACCUUGAAAAACCAAAAAAAGAAAAAGUCAUAUUUAAAUUGACCAGUUCCUUAGAAAUUUAUCACGAAUAGCUGAUCCCAUGAGCUUGCUAUGCACUAGGUACUGUGUACCUGAAUUACGUAUUAAAAAAAUUUUAUGAGAGAAUUGGCACAUCAAACUUGAGAUGUGUUUGCCACCUUGUGCACAUGCAUGACCUUGUGUCUGGUUUAUAUGGGUUCUGCGAAGUUGAACCUGGGCCUUUAGGCUUCGCAGGCAAGUGCCUUAACCACUGUGCCAUCUCUUCAGCCCUGAAUUACCACAAUGAACUUAAUAAGCAUUAGUCCCAUGUUACUUUUGAAGACUGAGAUUUGCCCAAAGGCAUCUAGCUACUAAGGAGUCAAUUGACAGUUUGAAUUCAAACCUGUCAAAUAUAAGGUCCUGCACUUGGCUGCUUAUAUUUUCAGAAUCAUUUGACAGCCUAAAACACUAUAAUUUAAAACUCGUGUCAGCAAAAAGUAUGAGUAGCCGAGCAUGGUGGCACACACCUCUUUAAUCCCAGCACUCAGGAGGCAGAGGUAGGAUCCUCCAGGAGUUGGAGGCCUACAUAGUGGGACUACAUAGUGAAUUCCUGGUCAGCCUGGUCUAGAGGGAAAAAGUCAACUUAGUUCUCUACUUUGACUAAGCUAUGUUGGAGUAAUAAGCUUUGAUGCCUUCCUUUUCCUCAAUCUAUUUUAGGGGAAUACUUUACAAAAAAAGUUAAUUUCAUACAUACAUAUAUAUACAUAUAUAUAUAUGUAUGUAUAUAUAUAUCUACUCCCAUUAUCCUCAUUCCUUCCUCUCCCAAUAAAACCCUUCUUCCCCACUAA
Messenger RNA from Jaculus jaculus (lesser Egyptian jerboa), 3665 nucleotides. RefSeq names its product gamma-glutamyl carboxylase (gene Ggcx). Gene Ontology annotation, biological process: peptidyl-glutamic acid carboxylation. Lineage: Eukaryota; Metazoa; Chordata; Mammalia; Rodentia; Dipodidae. The record is from RefSeq and is a predicted model, not a curated record. Gene Ontology annotation, molecular function: gamma-glutamyl carboxylase activity; vitamin binding. The coding region runs from base 187 to 2376 and encodes 729 amino acids. The transcript has 15 exons.